Ectocarpus siliculosus is the source of this 1513-nucleotide messenger RNA. The record is from the annotation of a GenBank genome assembly. NCBI's taxonomy places the organism in Eukaryota, Phaeophyceae, Ectocarpales, Ectocarpaceae.
AUUGCAUCCACUCACACCACGAAGGACGACUCUCGCCACCAUGCCAACGCCACGGUCGUUCUUAUUCUCCGCGGCGAUCCUUCUAGCGGAGGUGGACGUGAGGGCGUUCCUCAUCCCUUCGCCCAUCGCAGCUGCAUCAUCAUCACGAGCACCGACACUGCCGAGGGUCUCCAAGGUAUACGGCCCGUCGCAAUCGUUGGCGAGGUCGGGCCGCGGCAUCGGCACUAGGCGACGAUGGCGAAGGUCGACAGUGGCUAUGCAAGCUGGAGAGAAGAACUUGUUCGAUUGCAUACGAGAAGAAGACGUUGACACGUUGAGGCGUUACGUUGAGCGAGGGGGGCCCGUGCACGUCGCGGACACCCUGGGCGAUACCUCCCUGCUCGUCGCGGCAUCGACGGGGAACGCAGAGGUGGUCAAGAUCUUGUGCGGAGCCCCGGACGCGGCGGUGAACUACCCCUGCUUUCACGGGGGGGAGACUCCCCUGAUGGCGGCGUGCACUCAGGGCCACUUGGCGGUGACGGAGUUCCUUGUCAAGGAGGCCGGGGCGAACGUGAACGCGACGAACCACCGAGGGGACACGGCGUUGAGCCUUGCGGCCUUCUGGGGGAGGCUGGACUGCCUCAAGCUACUGCUGAGCCUCCCGGACACAGAUACGGAGAUCCUAAACGUGCAGGGCAAGCGGGCCGGGGAGGGCAUGCAAGAGCUGAUGCGGGACGAGAGCAACGACGAGGAGACCGUCAGGCUCCUCACGGAGAGCCGAGUCCGGCGGGGGAUACUACGCUUGUAGCGGAGGCGACGGCGGCGGCGGCGGCGUCUCUUACAAGCGGCCGCUUGCCUGGAGCACACUUGCUUUUGUACACCUCUUCAAUUCUGCCACUUCUUUGGCGCCUCUCGUGACUUCGGAGGCACAAAAGAGAGGGCGAGAGGGCUAAAAUGUUCUAAGGCCGAGGAGCUAUUAUACCCUGGUUUACUUCCCGGUGCCCCCCCACGUGCCUUGUCGCCCAUAGAGUAAGCUACAAUCAGCGGCAGUAGGUUUACCUGCAGGCGGCUCAACAGCUGUUGGCACACGCUCGCCUUGUGUUGUCUCCACCUUUCGCACUGCUGUGUGUAAGAGUGGGAAGGCUUGUGCAGGAAGAGUGCACUCUCUGCCGUUGUGAAGCUCUUUCAGGCCGAGAGGUAUAUUUAGACGAGUAGGCCUGUCCCUGUCCUGAGGCAGCGGGCUUGGCUUGCGCCCCCACGCCCACACGCACCCGCCCACCUUCGAUGCCCCCUCUUCCCAUGAGUGGUUUUUGCUGUACCUGUAGGCGUACGCAAUGAUGUCAGGAAGUACUGUAGCCAACGGGACGAAGGGAUAGGAUCUCCAGGCUAUCCUUGCUUGUCCGUGAGAGCGGGAGUUGGGGGUGGGGGGGGGAAGAUGGCUAAUUCAGAAAGGCACGAAGGGGUAUACGCGGCGAUAUGGUCUGCACUAUGGUAUUUGUGCCGCCGAGGUUGGUCACCCGCAAGUGGUUUCUGG